Messenger RNA from Cryptotermes secundus, 6007 nucleotides. RefSeq names its product solute carrier organic anion transporter family member 5A1 (gene Oatp30B). NCBI's taxonomy places the organism in Eukaryota, Metazoa, Arthropoda, Insecta, Blattodea, Kalotermitidae. Gene Ontology annotation, molecular function: protein binding. Gene Ontology annotation, biological process: sodium-independent organic anion transport; transmembrane transport. The record is from RefSeq and is a predicted model, not a curated record. Gene Ontology annotation, cellular component: membrane. The transcript has 17 exons. Bases 428 to 3076 code for a protein of 882 amino acids.
GGUGCUUGGAGGCUAGAGCACCAACACUCGACAAAGAGACUGUUUUGUUGGAACGAUUUUUUACCCCAUUUUUUUAUUUUUAGCUAAUUUUAAUUGUAUUUAUAUUGGGGAUGUUGUGUUUCUAAAGCACAGAUGAAUGUGUGUGGUAUAUUUUGAGCUUGAUGUGCUGAAAUAUUGUGAUUUAGUGAAUGUUUAGAGUCUAUACAAAAGAGGUUUUUUAGUGUUGUGGAUUUCUUCGUUACUGAUACCUCUGCAGCUGGCCAGCGAAGAACACGUCAAGGCAUUGACCUCGUAAUAAAAGAUUCUGCCGUUUUAAUGCUACUGCCAAGGAGGUACCGGCCUGUUUUUGAAAGAAGAGGCGCAUUAGCGUAACGCGAGCUGAUUGGAGUCCAAUGUAGACUGUUCACCUUCUUGAGAGAAGAGAUAAAUGGCGGCUGGUUGUAGCAACAAUGUCGGUAGUGGUGGGGGAGGAACAGCUAGUGGUUCAGGGGGCCAUUCGCAUGGUCACCGACGCCAGGAAUCCAUGUACGCCAUGACAGGACUCUAUUCCGAAUCGACGUCGAACGAAGAGGAUGUAAACGAGUCUAACAUCACUGUUACAUCGAACAUCAGCCUGGGCACAAAUGUGGGUUCCUCCACGUCAUGUUGCCAUGACACUGUUGUCAAAUGUCACAGCAGGAAUCCUUCUGCGGGCAUUGUUGACAGAAGUGAAAAGGAGAGAUCUCAGCCUAUAAUAUUGCUUCAGGAUUCAAGAGACUGUGGGAUUCUUACCUGUAGACCUCUCUUUCUGCAACGCUUUGCUGGAAUCAAGGUUUUUGUACUCCUGUUGUCUUUCCUGGUGACUCUUCAGCAAGCCCUGAGUUCUGGAUAUAUCAAUUCUGUCAUUACAACUAUAGAGAAGAGGUUUGAAAUUCCAUCCAGUUUGUCAGGCCUUAUUGCAUCUUCAUAUGAGAUUGGAAAUGUCAUUACUGUCAUCUUUGUGAGCUAUCUUGGUAGUAGGAGACACAUCCCUGUGUGGAUUGCUGUUGGUUCCAUUGUGAUGGGUAUUGGAUCCAUAGUGUUCACAGUACCACAUUUCAUAGCUGAUCAGCAGCUAGCAUCAACCCUUGCCAACUCCAGCUCCGACAAUAUUUGUCGGGGCGUGUCUGUUAGAGAACAAGACAUGGGGUUGGGAAGAUUAUCGUCAGGUCUUUCAUCACCACCCCUUGCACCACAUAACAACCUCCGAGGGGACAACUGCAUUCAGGGCUCUCCUUCCACCACGGGACCUGUCUUGUUGUUCCUGUUAGCUCAGCUCCUAUUGGGCUGUGGAGGCUCACCUCUUUUCACCCUCGGCACAACGUACAUAGAUGAUCAUGUCCGCCCAGAGAGUGCUUCUCUCUACAUAGGUUGUAUGUACAGUAUGGCAGCAUUUGGACCAGUUCUUGGUUUUCUUCUGGGAGCAUACUUAUUAUCAUUCCAUAUGGAUUCUUUCUCCAGUUCCAUUGUCACCAUUGAUCCUGGUGAUAGAAGAUGGGUUGGUAUGUGGUGGGGGGGAUUUUUACUCUGUGGACUUCUUCUUGUAAUGGUUGCAAUUCCAUUCUAUGCCUUCCCUAAGACACUACAGAGAGAGAAGGAGAAAAUUCGACUGAUGGAGAAGUCUCGUCCUGACCAAGUUCGUCCUGCAAAGUCAACAGACAUUGCUACAGGACAAGGCCAAACCAAUGAUUCAGGUUAUGGUAAAGAUAUUAAAGACAUCCCUCGGUCAAUGUGGCGGCUCGUGUGCAACUCUGUGUACGUAGUUACAUGCCUUGGUGCCUGCAUGGAACUCAUCAUUGUGUCAGGAUUUGUUGUAUUCCUUCCUAAGUACCUGGAGACACAAUUCAGUCUCGGAAAGAGCCAGGCCAGUGUGUUCACAGGUUCCAUUGCAAUUCCUGGAGCAUGCAUUGGGAUCUUCAUGGGUGGCUGCCUCUUGAAACGGCUGGAACUUAGGCCUAAAGGAGCAGUUCAGUUUGUGCUCAUAUCAAAUACUGUCUGCCUAGCAUGUUAUGGCCUUCUCUUCUUCCUCGGUUGUGAAAAUGUUAAGAUGGCCGGCACGACUAUUCCGUACUUCAAUAGUUCUAAACCGGAGCCAUUCCAAGUGAAUCUGACAGCAUCGUGCAAUUUUGGAUGUGAGUGUCGCAUGACAGAUGUGGAGCCAGUAUGUGGGAACAAUGGCCUGACGUACUUCAGUCCUUGUCAUGCUGGCUGCACGGCCUUCUCUUCCAGCUCCAACUACACCAACUGUGCCUGUAUUCAUGGCAACUUCAGCUUGCUUACAAGUGGUAGCAGUGGCCCAUCUGCCGCAGCAGAGUUUGCCGAAGUGACGGUGGUUCCGGUGGCUACGGCUGGUCCGUGUAACUCCCCGUGUAGAACCAUCUUCCCAUUCCUCAUAUUGCUCUUCUUCAUGACGUUCAUUGUCGCGGUCACUCAGAUGCCACUGCUAAUGAUUGUUCUCAGGUCUGUAGGAGAAGAGGAACGAUCCUUUGCUUUGGGGAUGCAAUUUGUGAUAUUCCGUCUGUUUGGGUAUAUACCUGCGCCAAUACUGUUUGGAAAUUUGAUUGAUUCAACAUGUCUUCUGUGGAAGAGCACGUGCGGCGAGAGAGGGGGACGGUGCCUUCUAUAUGAUAUUGAGCAGUUCCGAUACAAAUAUGUUGGGAUCUGUGCGGGUAUCAAGAUCCUUGCGCUGGCUUUGUUUCUUGUGGACUGGUGGUUGGUGCGACGACGACGCCAGCUUGAAGAGCAGGCUACCAUGACAGUUGGUGAUGUCGUAGGCUCCAUUAUUAGCCUUGACAAAUUGUUUGAGGAGCGACCAUCAAUUGUCCAGUCAGAUAAUCAAAAGUGCACAUCAGUUGGUCCGUCAAGCCCGGCCUCAGACCUGCCUACAUCACAGUCCGAAUCAAUGGACACAUCAGACCAUCAUCACAUGCAGUCUUCAUUGGAGCAGACCUGCCAGAUGAAACCUCAGACAAUGGAAACGCAGUCUGAAGUAAUAUUUCCACAGUCAAGGAAAGAUCAACUAGAGGAGAGUCUAUGCAACACCAGUGUAAAUGCUUAAUGAUGUUAUGUUUAGUGUAAAGAAAUUCAUUGUAUUUUGUUGUAGAUUGCACCACCUUUGCCACAACUCUGCUUCGAAUAUAUGGGAAGCAUUUAAGAACUGAAUCAUUAGUUUUGUUUCAUUCAUUUUGUAAGUCUUAAAAUUGACAAAUUUUAUUCCCAGCUUAAGUUCCUCCUGCUCUGGUUCCUUAAUAUGAGGUAUGUAUUACUUAAUAGAAUGUAGUAAAAGAUGGUACUAGUCAUGACCCACAUUUCAUAUGCUUAAUACUUCAGAAAAUGAGCCACUCACUACUUCCAGAUAGUUCAAAAGUAAAGAAAAAUGGAAUUGGAUUGGAAAACUUCAUGUCUCUGUUGUAACAGAUUCAUAAUUAAUAUUAACAAGACUUUCAUUUUAUUUAUUUGCUUAUAUUUUGUGUAUACAUAACUUGACAUAAUAGAAUGAAAUACUAAGACUGAAAUAAUAGUCUUAGCAUGAAUUGUACUGCCAACUACUAACAUGUAUAUUGUAAAUAGGCUGGGCCUGAAAGAGAACUACAUCUCAACAGAGAAACUGCAUUUAGGUGCUGCCAGGCAAUAGGAAACAUACUUUAAAUAGUGGCUAGGUCUAAAAAAAGCUGGACUCUAACAUGAAGAUUGCAUAUGGCUGCUAUCAGUUAGUAGCCAGGCACUAGGAAACAUAUUGUAAAUGAUGGCUAAAUCUGAAAGAGAAGCUAUAUACUAACAUGAACAUUGUUAACAGUGGCUGGGUCUCAAACAAUACCCAGGUACUUACACAGAAAUUGUAUGUAGUAUCCAGGUCUCGAACAGUAGUUUGAACAAUGAAACUGUAAGUGGUAGCUGAGUUUAUGUAAUAGACAGAUACUUGCACAGAAAUAAUGGUGGGGGGGAGAAGGCAAGGGGAACAUAACAAGAAUGGUAAUGGCAGAUUUGGCUUGAUUUAUUUCUGGGUAAGACUGCAAAGCAUGAUCAUAAUGAAGAUGUUUAUAACCAUGUUCAGCUGUGAUGGAAUUAGUGAGAUGUUCAUGUAUUUCCUUUUUGUGAUCGAGUUAAAUCUUUAAAUAGUGUUUGCAGAUACUGUAAAGAUUAAGAAGGUUUUCAACAAUUUGUUAUUUUCAUUCCUGACAAUCUCCUGAAGAAAUGGAUUUGAUUUUAAAUUGUUCAGAUAUAUUUUCUGAGAACCCUUUGAAAUGGUAUAAAGUUUUCAGCUGUUUCUGAUGGUGAAUGUUCCAUAACGUUACAUUUGCUCCUAAUUAUACCUGAGGACCAGGUAUUAAAUUUAAUAUCUGACAGACCCAACCAUGUUUCUACACAAACAUACCCACUGUGGAGGACCAGUGAAAUGUUUGUGUAUGGAUUGCUUGAAGUCUUUAGUCAUAUAGUAGAUGCUGAUUCAAUUAUUGAAUAAGGAACAGCAUAUCUCUGUAUGCAAACUCUUACAAUUAGAAGCACUGUUAUUGCUGAAAUCUUGGGCAAACAAUACAAGUUACUGUUAUAUCAGUAUAUGUACUCAUAUACAUAUGUGUUAGGAGUGACCGCUUAUGAAUUGCAAGUGAAUGACAUGCAUAAUCCAAUGAAUGAAAAUGAUUAAAUUCAUAAGAAUGUGCUAGAAAAUUUGGUUGCAUGUGUGUCUCUUGUUCACUUAUACAAUACCCAGUGCUUCUCAAGCAAAGUGGCACUAGUAACACAGCAGAUGGGCAUUCCAGAGUUAACCCAACAGUGCCCAGAGCCUCUGACAGAAGCAGUGUUAUGAUGAAUGUCUUCAGAUUUAUGAAACAUUUCAGAAGAACACUUUACAACAAUAUUUUAUAAAUAUCCUGGCAAUGAAUGUUAUACAGUGAAAUGUAAGCACACAUGUAGCAAUGGUUAUGAAGAAUUCUGUGUUCUGGGAUAUAACCCCAUAUAGUCCAUUGAGAGGAACAUGUCCCCUCCAUAUUCAGGCUCAAAGAAUAAGUGGAACAAGAACCCAGCAUUAAACAGGUAGUAAAUAGAGCCUGCUCUACUUUCUACCUGUUUCAAGCUGUUUGAGUAGGCUCUGCUUGCUACCUGGAGCUCACUGUUUCUUGUUCCACUUAUUCAUCAAUCAUGAAGGUAGAAGUGACAUGUUUUCCUGAAAUGUCAAUUGACUUUCAGUGGACUACACAGCAUUAUAUCCCAGAAGAUAAAAUUCUUUAUAAACUCACAGUUUUGAACUCUUGGGAGCAGUGGCUGUAUUAUUCUUUUUAUUAUCAUUAUAAAUAAUAUUAUUUUAUUAUUAUCAUCAUCAUUUUCCAAAACUGGAUAAUGGCACUAUUUUAAUAAAACUAAACAUCACUUUGUUGUUUUAAUCAAGUGCUAUGUGAACUGAGGACCAAGUUACGUUACUAUGCUGGUUGGUCAGGAGUAGUGACAUUUCUUGUUUUAUGUAGCAGUUGUGUUCCAAAAGAAAGAAAAUGUCACAGAAGGUGAAAUCUCAUAAAUCAAACAUAAUUUUCCCUUCUCCCCACAUAUUCCCCCUCCUUAAAGCCACACAGUACUCUACUCCCCCUUUUUACUACCUCUCUCCAUCACCAUCAAGCAAGUCACACUAAAGCAAGCACUGUUAAUUGAAAUCGGUCUAAAUUUUUAAGUGCAUUAAAAUGAAAUUGCAUUAUUUUAAUGUACACGUAUAUGUAACAAAAAGUGCCAGUACUUGGAAACCAUCAUUCCACAGUGUCACAAAUCCCUCAAGAACUGCCCUGGAACUGAACCCAGAUUUGCAGGCUGCCCUUGUUUAGGAGACAUACUUCAGUAGGUAUGCCCUCACCUGCAACAUUUCUACCUAAACACCUCUUGAGAAGACAUAGAUACAAUAUUUAGUCAAGACAAUAGACAAUGUCUAUGGUAUGUACGUUUUUUUUAUUGCUAGUGGGGUGGGACUAAGUCCUUUCUACUGCGGCCACUUCUGGCCUAUUGU